Molecule: messenger RNA, 2568 nt
Organism: Cyclopterus lumpus (lumpfish)
Lineage: Eukaryota; Metazoa; Chordata; Actinopteri; Perciformes; Cyclopteridae
Product: ubinuclein-1-like
Exons: 14
Cellular component (GO): nucleus
Source: RefSeq, a predicted model, not a curated record
AUGGCGGACUCUCGGAGGGUCCAGUUGACCACGUUGUCCCCCGGUCGAGUCCCUUCGGAACCGGCCCCGAAGGCCACGGCAGGUGUCCCGCGGCCGGAAGUCGGCGGUCCGGACCCCGGCACGGUCCGGCUGGAGCUCGCGCUGUUUGAGGCGGACGAGCGGAGCUGUCCGGAGUUCAGCUACAGUCAGCUGGUUGACAACAAGAUCAACUGCACUAAAGAAAAAGUCCCACUGAGCCGAUUUGAAGAGGGAGGAAUGAUGGAGACCGACGAGGUCGCUGCUAUUUCAAGGAAGCUGGAAAAUAUAUACGGUGGUAAACCGAAGAAGACGAAGAACCAACAGAAGGAGGACCGCAUCCAGGACUUGAUUGACAUCGGAUACGGUUACGACGAAGAGGAUUCCUUCAUUGACAACUCUGAGGCUUACGACGAGUUCGUGCCGGCCUCCAUCACAACCAGAUUUGGUGGAUUCUAUGUAAACUCGGGCGUGCUGCACUUCCGCCAGGCGUCUGGGACCGAGGACCUCGCAACGGACGAGGAGAGCCUCGAGUUCCCAAAAAAACACAAUGUCAAUGGAGGAGAAGAUAAGCCGAAGAAGAAGCGCCGCACAGAAGGAGCGAUCAUCAGAAAUGUGGACGCAUAACGUGUCCCAUCUUGUAGCACUUUGUCUGAAAACGGACCGGACGACGCGACGACGACGACGCCGACGAUGAUGAAGAAGAAAAAGAAGAAAAAGGCUGCCAGCCCUUUGAGCGUCACCAGCAUGUUGAAGAAGUUCCAACGGGAGAAGGAGAAGGAGCGUCAGAAGAUGGCGAAAGCCUCUCAGAAGAGCGCCGCCGUCCCGGUGAUCGUCCUCGUCCCGCCGUGUCCGGCGGACGCGGGCGGGGGCGGCGGGUCGGGAUUGACGGACCCGCUGCUCAGUCUGAUCGGCUCCACCGAUGACCACGCUCUCAUCCAAGCGGCCAACGCGGUGGAUUUCGACAUCGACCUGGACUCUUUGUUGGACGUCACCGAGCAGACUUCGGCGGCUCCGCAGCCCGCCGGCGAGGCCAAAGCGGACGAUCCGACGGAGCCCGACGACGGCGAGCCUCGGGUCCGACCUCCGGAACCGGAGACCGACGCGCAGCCGAAGCCUCAUCCGGAGCCGAUCCAGCUCCCGUCGCAGAGCGGCUCGGCCUCGUCUCACGGCGUCCCGCUGCCGGAGGGACUUUCCCCGCGGCUGGAAGACAGCAUCCGAAAGCUCCUGGCGGUUGUCAAGACGUCCGAGGGAGAGUCGAAGCUCAAGUUCUUCACUCCGGAAAUCAACUCCGUCCUCCUCGAGAUCGAGGUGCAGUGUCGGGAGCAGGGCGUCCAGCUGCGCUCCAAGGUGUACACGCACCUGUCGGCCUUCCUGCCGUGCAGCAGAGACACGCUCCUCAAGCGCGUGAAGAAACUGUUCCUCGCCCACACGGAGGAGCCCCCCGACGUGGACGACCCCCCCGACGUGGACGACCCCAUGCAGAAGCUGAAGGAGGCCAUCGGCAGAGCCAUGCCCGAGCAGGUCGCCUCCUUCUACGAAAGCUGCCAAAUAUACGAGCAGCUCAAGACUUCAAAGGCCACGGAGGAGGAGAAGGAAGGCAAGCAGAAGGUGAAUGUGGGCCCGGAGGACAACCUGGAGGAGAAAGGUGGGAGGAGAGGAGGAGGAGGUCCGAAGAAGGCGUUCAAAUGGAACGAAGAGAUCAGGCGGAGCUUGUGUGAGGUGCUGCGGGUGAGGAUGGAGACCUACAGCACGAAAGGGAGUCAGGAGAUGGAGCUCCACCUGAAGGCCUUGUUGGACAACGAGGUCCAACCGCUCUGGCCAAAAGGCUGGAUGCAAUGCAGGGUGCUGCUGCGGGAGAGCAGGAAGAUACUGAGCUUCUUUACGCCGUUACCAGCGAAGCCGGCCCGGCUUGAGAAGAGGUCCAUCUGGGGCCCUCUCCAGGGGCCCCCCCCACCGAAGGGACUCCCCAAAGAGGCGGACGACGUCAUCAUCGUGAGCUCGAGCUUCAACGGCUCCUCGCCGCUCCGCACCGAGAAGAAGGAAGCCGCCGUUUUGAAAAGGGCCGAGGUGGCGGCGGACGCCGGUUCCUCGACGCCUGCCGAGGCGGACCGACCUCCGGCCAAAGCCACGCCGGCCCCCGCUCACUCCCUUCUGGACCUCCUCGCCGAUCAGGCGCUGGCCCGGGUCCAACCUCACGCGGCUUCCCAGGAGCUCCUGGCGGCGGCGGUUGCCAAAUACAGACGUUCCGUUCGUCACUGGAGCUUCGGGGACACCAACAGCCCUCCUCUUCCUCCUCCUCCUCCUCAGUCCAGCCCGGUGGACUUCCCGCUGAGUCACGCGCCGUCCCGGCUGCUGCCGGUCGGAGACUUCGCCCGGCACAUGGAUGCCAGCCACGUGCUGAUCAUCUCCGACGACGACGACGUCACCAUUUAAUGACGCGUUUUUGGAGUGGACUGGACACACGAUGAACAGCAGAAGGUUAAUAUUAAUGAGCUAAUAUUAAUCUGUCAAGUUGUGGUCCUUUUCUGUUUGGACGAGCAUCUGAGAAAA